Messenger RNA from Megalopta genalis, 12392 nucleotides. RefSeq names its product neurofibromin 1 (gene Nf1). The record is from RefSeq and is a predicted model, not a curated record. NCBI's taxonomy places the organism in Eukaryota, Metazoa, Arthropoda, Insecta, Hymenoptera, Halictidae. Gene Ontology annotation, biological process: regulation of GTPase activity.
CGUUGCGGUUGCGGCGCUCUCUCGGCUGGCAGUCGACGUUCGUAAAUGGCGACAUACCGAUGUCGAAUGUUCGUAGCGAAUUGGUGAAUCGUCGUACGUGAUGACGGCUCGUCACUGAACCUCGGACGGCGAUGGGCACGCAAAAGCCGGAAGAAUGGGCGAAUUUGCUGAUCACACGUUUCGAGGAACAGUUGCCGUGUCGCAGUGGCCCACAAACCACACACUCUCGUAUGAACGAAGAAAGAAACAAAAAAUGCCUGGUACAAAUUUCUCGCUACCGUUUCUCUCUUGUAAUAUCCAGUCUGACUAAGAUACUCCAAAAUGUUACUGAAAUGGUACCAUGUCCUGGAAGUCAACGCAUUUUCCACAGUUCUGACCAAGAUCGGCAUUGCUAUGAAUCUAUUAUCAUUGUUUUGGACACUUUGGAAAAGUGUCUUGCAAAUCAACCAAAAGAUACAGUUAAAUUUGACGAAGCUAUGAAUGUAAAGUUUCUGCUUAGAGAAAUAUGCCAAUUUAUAGAUAUUCCAAAUGAUAGUGCUCAAAAUACUCAUUUAAAAAAUUUGGCAAGCAAAGUAUUGUUUGCAUUGAGCUUAAACUUUUUCAAUGCUGUGUUUAACAGAAUAUCAGCUAGACUUCAAGAAUUAGCAAAAUGUGGCGAUGAAAAUGUUGAUUACAGUGAUAUUGAACUAAUUCAACAUAUUAAUGUGGAUGUUCAUAGACUAAUAAAACUAUUAAAUGAAACUAUUAAAAAAUUUAAGCAACUGAAAAAAUCAGCGCACAUUGUUCUUAUGAAUUCAUUGGAAAAAGCAAUUUGGAACUGGAUGGAUACUUAUCCACAUGAAUUUGCUGAUAUUCAAAAAAAGCCUACUGAAGAUCUUGGAAAAGCAUGUGAAGAAUUGUUUGACAUUCUUGACACAUUUGCAGACAAUAAAAAAGGAAGAGCUGCAGCCGUUUGGCCUCUACAAAUUAUGCUUCUGAUACUUUCACCAAAAGUUUUAGAGGAAAUAGUUAAUGCUGAUUCUGGUGCCCCUUGUGUGGCAAAACAUAUGAAAAAAAAGCAAUUUAUUGAAAUGGUUAAAAGGGGUCUAGGAAUGCAUGGUAGCUCUAGCAGACAAAUAGUAGAAGCUGCAGCAGUCACCUGUAUUAAACUUUGUAAAGCGUCAACAUACAUAAACAAUCUAGAUUCGAAGAACGUCAUCUUCACGCUUGUUCAACAUGUAAUUAAUGAUUUAAUGGCACUACUUUUUAGUCCGGGAAAGCUAUUCUCUCGUGGCCAAAGCUACGUUGCCCAAGACAUCGACCUAAUGAUAGACUGUUUUGUUAGCUGUUUUCGCAUUAAACCUCACAACAACGAAGUACUUAAAGUCUGCUUGAACCUGAGUUCUCCAUCAACAUACCAAUUUGUCUUGGUUAGCUCAUUAUACAAAAUUGUAACUCAACCAAGACUGCCGUGGUGGCCUCAAAUAGAUCUUCUGUAUUCGCGCAGUACAGAACUUAGGAAUAUGUUUACCGAUAUUUUAAGCAAAGUGACACAGAGUUACAUAUCACACACACCAUUGCGAGUGAUUCAAAGCUUCACACUCAAAGGUAAAGAACAGAAUAAGUAUAGAGACCGUGGAGAAGAAAUAUCCAGUUACAGAAAUUUAUUAUUAUGGAUGGUGAAACUUAUUCAUGCCGACCCCAUGUUAUUGCUAAAUAAUCAAGGGAAAGCUGGUCAUGAAAUACAAAGCUCCACAUUAGAAUUAAUUAACGGUUUAGUUUCUUUGGUUCAUCAACCGACAAUGUCAGAUAUAGCAUACGAAGCAAUGGAAGCGUUAUUAGUAUUACAUCAUCCAGAUAAGAUAAAAGCGUGGAAUCCGGAAGCUCCGAUCAAUACAUUUUGGGAUGUUAGUUCACAAGUUCUGUUCUCCAUUUCUCAAAAGUUAAUUCAACAUCAUAUUGUUAAUUACACCUGUAUACUAAAAUGGCUUAGGGAAAUAUUGAUUUGUAGAAACGCUUUUCUAGCACAGCAUAAGGAUUAUGCAAAUGUGGGUAGUCAGAUUGCUAUCUGUAAGCAGGCACACAUUAAAAUGGAGGUGGUACUUUUCUUGUACUUGUGGAGUAUAAAUAUGGAAGCGGUUUUAGUAUCAAUGUCUUGUUUUGCGUUGUUGUGUGAAGAAGCAGAAAUACGAUGCGGUAGUGAUGAAGUAGCCGUAACUUGUUUACUUCCUAACUAUCAUUUAUAUCUUGAAUUGGCACAAGCUUCUACUGCGUUAAUCACUGCCAGCGGGGAAAGUGAAAUAUGUUAUCACGAUCAUAAUCAGGGACGCGCUGCUUUACAAAAAAGAAUUAUGGCCUUAUUGAGGAAGAUAGAACAUUGUGUGAAUGGUGUACAACCUGCUUGGGAAGAAACAUUUAGAAACUGGGAAAUAACUUCUCGGCAACUGGUGAAUUAUCCCAAAUUUAAAAUCGAGGAUGGUCAAAUGGAGUACCACCGAAGUACAGGAAAACGUAGAGCAUCGCAUCAAAAUUCGGAACAUGAAUUAGAGGAUCAAAUUAAUGAGUGGGCAAAUAUGACGGGAGUUCUAUGCGCUUUAGGUGGAGUGUGUUUGCAGAAACGGUCUUCAAAUAAACCAUUAUCAGGCAUGCUACCAAAUCCUGAUUUAAAAAAAUGUUCGUCAAAGCAGGAGCAUUGUUUAUCAAAUCCAAGUCAAGAAGUUCAAUAUUGCACGCAGUUUGUUUUUAAUUUGUUGCGUCUAUUGAUUUGUAAUAACGAAAAAUUUGGAAACCAAAUUCAGAACCACGUUAAGGAAUUAGUUGGUCAUGAAAUGAGUCCUGCACUAUAUCCAAUACUUUUCGAUCAGAUCAAAAGCAUAGUUGAGAAAUUCUUUAACCAGGCUGGACAAAUUGUAGUAGAAGAUGUUAACACUCAAUUCAUUGAACAUAUAAUAUUUAUCAUGAAAAAUAUACUGGACUCAAAGACAGAACAGCCUUCUGAAUAUCUUGGAAUGACGAGUAUAGAAGGAAUGAUGUUAGCAAUAGUCAGAUAUGUUCGACAUUUGGACAUGACCGUUCAUUCUAUUCACAUUAAAACUAAAUUAUGCCAGCUUGUCGAAGCAAUGAUGAAACGGCGGGAUGAUUUAGCAUUUCGACAAGAAAUGAAAUUCCGAAAUAAACUCGUGGAAUAUUUAACCGAUUGGGUGAUGGGUGCUACGCAUCAAAUUACUCCAUCAACUAGUGCAGACAUAACUGUUUUCACCAGGGAUUUGGAUCAAGCUUGUAUGGAAGCAGUGGGGGCAUUAUUACGAGGUCUUCCUUUGCAACCUGAAGAAUCGGACCGUGGUGAUUUGAUGGAAGCAAAAUCUCAAUUAUUUUUAAAAUAUUUUACACUCUUCAUGAACUUGUUAAAUGACUGCAACGAAGCCGCUGCAGAAGAAAAGGAACUCGCGUCUCAGCAGCCACGUUUGUCUAGCGGUAAAUUGUCUACACUACGAAAUGCUACCAUACAAGCAAUGAGUAAUCUUCUCAGUGCAAACAUUGAUAGCGGUUUGAUGCAUUCAUUAAGUUUGGGUUAUAAUCCUGAUUUACAAACGCGAGCAGCAUUUAUGGAAGUUCUCACUAAAAUUCUUCAACAAGGAACAGAAUUUGAUACACUAGCAGAGACAGUAUUAGCCGAUAGAUUUGAGCAAUUGGUUCAACUCGUAACAAUGAUUAGCGACAAAGGAGAAUUGCCUAUCGCGAUGGCUCUAGCUAAUGUUGUAACAACAAAUCAAAUGGAUGAGCUAGCUCGAGUUUUUGUGACAUUGUUCGAUGCAAAACACUUAUUAUCACCACUCUUAUGGAAUAUGUUCUACCGUGAGGUGGAAGUCUCUGAUUGCAUGCAAACUUUAUUUCGAGGAAAUAGUCUUGGAAGCAAAAUUAUGGCAUUUUGUUUCAAAAUUUAUGGUGCAAGUUAUUUACAAAAUUUAUUGGAACCAUUAAUAACACCGCUAUUGGAUGACACGACAACUGGUUUUGAAGUUGAUAGCGCAAGAAUGGACACCAACGAAGACAUAGAACAAAAUGGACGCAAUUUGAUAGCAUUGACCCAAAAAGUAUUUGAUGCUAUAGUAUCUUCAGCCGAUCGGUUUCCGCCACAACUGCGAUCUAUGUGUCAUUGCCUAUAUCAAGUACUUAGCAAAAGAUUUCCACAAUGUCCUCAGAACAACAUUGGCGCAGUAGGAACAGUAAUAUUUUUGCGUUUCAUCAAUCCGGCUAUCGUAUCACCUCAAGAAAUGGGUAUUGUGAACAAACCUGUACCUUCUCAAGUGAAAAGAGGUCUCAUGUUAAUGUCUAAAAUACUUCAAAAUAUUGCGAAUCAUGUUGAGUUCAGUAAAGAACAACACAUGUUACCCUUCAAUGAUUUUUUGCGGGCGCAUUUUGAAAUUGGAAGAAGAUUUUUCAUACAAAUAGCGUCUGAUUGUGAAACGGUAGAUCAGGCCAGUCAUCCAAUGUCAUUUGUGUCAGAUGCCAAUGUGCUAGCACUACACAGAUUGCUUUGGAAUCAUCAAGAAAGAAUCGGUGAUUACCUUAGCAGCAGCCGCGAUCAUAAGGCGGUAGGCAGAAGACCUUUUGAUAAAAUGGCUACGCUGCUGGCGUAUCUUGGUCCUCCCGAACACAAACCGGUAGAUUCACAUUUAGUAUUUUCUUCAUCUUACGCUCGGUGGUCAAGUAUUGAUAUGUCUUCAACUAAUUUCGAAGAAAUUAUGGUGAAACAUAAUGUACAUGAAAAGGAAGAAUUUAAGAGUAUCAAGAAUUUAAAUAUCUUCUAUCAAGCGGGAACCAGUAAACAAGGAUACCCUAUAUUUUAUUACAUUGCUAGACGUUAUAAAACCUGUCUUGGUGAUACACACGAUGAGUUGCUGAUAUAUCACGUCAUUCUCACAUUAAAACCAUUUUGGCAUGCUCCGUACGAAUUGGUUGUCGACUUCACACAUACGUGUUCAGACAAUCGGUUUAGAACUGACUUUCUACAAAAAUGGUUAUAUAUAUUGCCUAAAACCGCCUACGAGAAAAUUCACGCUGCAUAUAUUUACAAUUGCAAUAGCUGGGUAAGGGAAUACACGAAGUUCCAUGACAGAAUUUUGGCGCCCUUAAAAAACAACAAAAAAGUAAUUUUUCUUGAUGGACCGAAUCGUUUGAACGAUGUGAUUGACAUUGACCAACAAAAACUGCCUGGUGCUACGCUCUCUUUGGACGAAGAUUUGAAGGUUUUCAACAGCGCCUUGAAACUUUCUCACAAGGAAACUAAGGUAUCCGUGAAAGUUGGACCAACUGCUAUACAAAUUACGUCGGCGGAGCGAUGCAAAGUACUAUCGCAUUCCGUUCUUUUAAAUGAUGUUUAUUACGCGUCAGAAAUUGAAAAGGUUUGUUUACUAGACGACAAUCAAUUCACAUUAACCAUCUCAAACGAAACAGGCCCAUUAUCUUUCAUUCACAACGAUCGCGAUAGCAUCGUUCAGGCUAUAAUUCAUAUAAGAAAUCGAUGGGAACUGUCACAGCCAGAGUCUGUAUCGGUUCACCCAAAGAUUCGACCUAAACAUGUACCCGGCACAUUAUUAAACAUGGCUUUAUUAAAUCUCGGUAGCUCGGAUCCAAAUCUGAGAACAGCAGCAUAUAAUCAAUUAUGCGCUUUAACUGCAACAUUUGACUUGAAAAUAGAAGGACAACUGUUGGAAACAUCUGGACUCUGCAUACCAUCGAAUAAUACAAUAUUCAUAAAACAUCUCAGUGAAACAUUAGCCUCCAAAGAUCCACACUUAACUCUGGAAUUUCUAGAAGAAUGCAUACAAGGAUUCCGAUUAUCGAGCAUCGAAUUAAAACAUUUAUGUUUAGAAUAUAUGACUCCAUGGUUGAAUAACCUUGUGCGAUUUUACAAACCGAAUGACGGAGGAGGAAAACGUCAGAAGCAAGUGACAGAAAUUUUAGAAAAAUUAAUUACGUUGACCAUCGAGGAAGUGGAAAUGUAUCCAAGUAUACAAGCCAAGAUAUGGAGCACGAUUGGAAGAUUGCCGGAUUUAAUAGAUACAGUACUCGACAAUUUUAUUCAACGUAGUGCCAACGAACUUGGAUCUCCAACAGUUGAAAUAAUGGCAGAUACAGCAGUAGCUUUGGCAUCUGGAAAUGUUCAGUUGGUCGCAAAGAAAGUAAUAGGAAGACUCUGUCGAGUUGUGGACAAAACCUGUACUUCUCCAACACAAUUACUAGAACAGCAUACAGGAUGGAAUGAUAUUGCUAUUCUAGCGAGAUAUUUACUGAUGUUGUCUUUUAAUAACUGCCUGGAUGUGGGGAAACAUCUGCCCUACUUGUUUCACACAGUAACGUUCCUCGUCUGUUCCGGAAGUUUGAGUAUGCGAGCAUCUACCCAUGGAUUGGUCAUCAACAGUAUCCACUCGCUUUGCACCUGUAGUUCUCCUUCUUUUUCAGAGGACACUUACAGAAUAUUGCGAAUGAGUUUAGAUGAAUUUUCUCUUCCAAAGUUCUAUUUACUUUUUGGUAUAAGUAAAGUAAAAUCAGCUGCGGGUACAGCAUUUAAAUCUAGUUAUAAACAGUCGAGCGAGAAAUGGGCCAGCACUGAGCGUAGUAUUACAGGCACACACGAAAAAGAGAGACUCUCAUUAACUAGCUUAGAAAUUAUCACGGAUGCUCUCCUUGAAAUAAUGGAGGCUUGUAUGCGAGACAUUCCACAAUGUGAUUGGUUGAAAACCUGGACUUCCUUGGCAAGAAAUUUCGCAUUUUGCUACAAUCCGGCUCUUCAACCAAGAGCUCUGAUCGUUUUCGGAUGCAUCAGUAAAAGUAUUAAUGAUCAAGAUAUGAAACAGUUACUAAGGAUACUGGUAAAGGCAUUGGAAAAUUUUAGUGAUAUCACUUUGCUCGAAGCAAUUAUUAUGUGCCUCACUCGGUUACAGCCGCUACUGAGAUCAGAAUCUCCAAUACAUCGGUCUUUAUUUUGGGUAGCAACAUCGGUUCUUCAAUUGGAUGAAGCAUCCUUAUAUGCAUGCGGCUUAGCACUUCUUGAACAAAACUUGCAUACUUUAGAAUCUCAAGGAAGUUUUGAUGACAAGACUCUGGAACAUGUUAUGAUGUCUACUCGUGAACCUUUAGAAUGGCAUUUCAAACAGUUGGAUCAGGCUGUAGGACUAUCAUUCAAGUCUAACUUCCAUUUUGCAUUAGUUGGACAUCUUUUGAAGGGAUAUAGACAUCCUACUCCAACGACUGUAACCAGAACAGCCAGAGUGCUCACUAUGUUGUUAGGUAUUGUAGCGAAACCAUUCAGAAGGGACAAAUUUGAAGUAACACCGGAAAGCGUAGCUUAUUUAGCUGCUUUGGUAUCAGUAUCGGAAGAAGUGAGAAGUAGAUGCCAUAUUAGACAUUCGAUUACAAAAAAUGCAGAAUCGGGUAGUACAGACUGUAUUGAUAACUUGCUUCCUCAUAAUGCAGAUACAUCAAAUGCAACAACUAGUAAUCCUACGAAUCGCCGUCAAAAAUCGUGGGAUUUAUUGGAUCAGUCCGCACUCACUCAGGCUAGGCAACAAAAACAGUAUUCAACGCAUCAGACUGGGCGGAUUUUAUUUAAAACGCAGCGAUCCUUUUCGGUACCGACUGCAAAGGAAACAAAAUCCACUGAAGAAGCGGAACCAAAGAAUCGAAGUGCCAGAGUAAGUGUCAGUAAUGAAAACAAUGUAUUACUCGAUCCAGAAGUGCUGACGGACUUUUCAACACAAACUUUAGUUUUAACUGUUCUGGUUACUUUGGUGAAAAAUUCAACUGAAGAAAAUGAGCAACGAAUUCUUUAUGAAUACCUUGCAGAAGGUUCUGUAGUUUUUCCAAAGGUAUUCCCUGUAAUUCACAAUCUGCUCGAUGCAAAAAUCAAUAAUGUUUUGUCUUCCUGUCACGAUCAAGGCAUACUAAAUUCUGUGCAAGCAAUUAUACAGAAUAUGAUUGCAUGUGAAGAUACAAGCCAACAACAACUACAUUAUUUACAAAGUUGUGGAUUUGGAGGACUAUGGAGAUUUGCUGGUCCGUAUACAAAUUCUAAUUGUACAGCCAAAAGUGCUCAGUUAUUCGUGAAUUGCUUAGAAGCAAUGAUAGAGACGUGUCUACCAGUUGAUGAAGUUGAAGGAUCAAACAGUAACGAAGUUCCACCUGAGAAAAGUAAACGAACGGAUAUACAAGCUUCAGAAGGCUCGUUGAAAACCAAAAAUUCGAAACAAUGGUCUAAUCGAACCAGUACACGUACAUUUUCCGAAAGAAAGGAUGAAAAUUCUCGAAACACUAUAACCGUCGUUCACAGAGAUCGCAGUACUGAAAACAGAGGAGACAUUUCUGGGGAUUCUGUGAUCCAAGGAGGAAGCACUUGUAGUAGUGGCUGUUCACAACCUUAGCAAUUAGCGUGUGAAUUUAAGAAACAGUACUGUAAACAUGGGCGAAAAGGGCAAGUUGGUUGGAAAUUGCAACGACAACUAAGGAACGCAAACAUUUUGGCUCCGUGUUAUUGCUGCAACAUGUCAAAUCAGUUUAAUCCAAUGCCGUCCACCUCAUGUUAACGAACCCACUGGAAUGGAAUCCAACACACAUUACGCAUUCUUGUUUUCUUCAUUAUUUUCUUAACUCGGAAGAUGUGUUAAAAAAGUAAAACAAUACGAAUGGAUAUGGUAAAUAUGAAAUUUGGGAGACCACGAACCUUGAUAACACAUGUGAAGGUCAAUGUCAUUGGAGAUGAAACUCCUAUACUUUACUUUUAUCACGGAUACUACUAUAUUUAUGAAAGUCGUAAUUGAUUCUUAGUAGAAAUUUAAAUUUAUGUAAGUGCAUUCAGUGAGCUCGAAUACUUCCUGCGUUGUUUUUAUAACUUGAAUUCAAACGAAACAUUCACGUUUAAUCUUAGGACGCUUAAGGAAAAGUUAGAAAAUGUUCACAGAAUUUAAGUUUUGUAUCAAAAAGUUAUUAAAUUUAAUGGAUGUAAACAGUAUAUUAUUGAAUUCUAAAUAAAUAUAUUUUGAACAGACUUGCUGAAACCUUAAGCAGACUAGGAUUAACAAUGUUUUGUAGAUAUGUAAAUAUGCACAAAGUGUAUACAGGUAAUUGUUAGCUUCAAAAUAAGACAUUUACAUAAUGUUAUUUUAUUGUCAGUUAAAUAACACAGAUGGAUUGAAAAACUCGAGCUUAGUUACAGUAGUAUCCGUACGUGUCUGCUAUUGCUUAUUUUGCUCCAAAUUAAACGUAUAUCCUUGUAUCAACAGUCUACAAUCCCGUAUUCUUUGAAAAUUCGUUUUGGACUUGACAGGUAAUUUGUAUUUAAAGUGGAAGAAAUUAUAAAGUGUCAAACAGUUGACCUUUGUUGCAUCGUUGUUGCAUCGCAACGAUAUUUGAACGAGAAAUUAUAAAAUAAUUUUAACAGUUAAUCUAGUUUGUAGUAUCAUGGCAGAGGUGAGAUGUUUAUCUAAAUGUUUCUAACCCUUUACAGCUAAAUAUUUUUAUAUCAUAGACCGAAUCUGUUUCUCUUUCUGAACAGAUUUAACAUAGCUCUACGUUGUUAGAAUAAUAUUAUUAUAUACAUAGUUUAUCAGAGAAUUCUUAUUCCAUGUACAGCUAUAAAGGGUUAAAUGCGUUUAUUUUUCAUUUCAAUGUACAGUAGAGGAGAAUGGUAUCUUACGACAGACACUCGGUUCUAUUUCUUCGACUUGAUUGCGGCAGACGAUUAAAGAGAAUGUAGUUGUUAAUAUUAUAACGUGACAGGCGAGAAAUACUCGUUGCAUCGAAACGAUGUGUGUUUCACCAGGGAUUCGCUGAGAACUAUGACGAAAAAGCAUUCAAUAUGCUUACAUAAAUACAUAACAGAAUUUUUCUACGAACAUAGAGAUAUAUUAUAUCGAGAGGAAUGUAUUCGCGCGAAUAAUCACGAACUUUUCGUGUUUUCAGAUAUAUAUCAUGUGAAGAAAAAGAAUGUAAUUUGUUCAGAAUAGAAUUCCCGAGCAGGGCAGUAUCCUGCGAAGUAUUAUUAUUUAGUUUUAUAUUUAUUAUUUGAAUGUAAUUGAAUUUUAUUAGAAAAAAAGAACAAACGAACAAAAACAAAAUACAAACGAUAAGAUGUAUGUGUGCGUUCUGCGAAAUCGUGAUUAUUGAGAAUAUCGAGUUUUCUCUUUAAUAGAAUUUCGAGAGGGAUGAAACUCGCCUCUCGAAUACAAUUAUUAUAUAAUAGUAUAGGUUCAACCCCUUACGCUUGGCGUAUAUUGUAUGUAUGUGGACUGAAAGUUAAGUAUCAUAAAUCAAAAAUGAUGUUUUGCUUUAUUGACACCUGCAACGAAAAUUCGCUCUGUGACUAAUUUGUUUAUGAAAUGUUGUUCCAAGAUAUGUUCACUGAAAGACUAAUACCUUAUUAACAAUUGCAGUGAUAUUCACAUCAGUUGGGAAAAGUUGUUUUCAAACAUUUCAAAAAAAUUUAUAUAUAGCUAUUUUGUUAUCUAUCUAUCCUAUUUGGAGAAAUGAAAUACACACUGAUUUGAAUAACUUCAUAAUAUGUACAUGUUUCUUGUAACUUUCUGUUUGUUCCACAAAAAAAAAAAAUUUCUUGGAUUAAAACAAAAUUAUUAAAGAAUUUCUAGCAAACUGCGAACACUGUCUAGUUUCAUCUUUUUUCAACCUGUUAACUGGGUGAUUGCAUAUGUAAACAAAGGAUCCUAAUCUUGAUUUAUACUGCAUUACACGCAAAAACGAUGUAACAUACCCUAUUACAGAUAUAUGAUUAGGCUUAUCAGUAAUCAAGUUACAGUUUGAAUGCAAACUGCUAUGUACUCUUCGGUUAACAGGUAAAGGUAGUUUUCUAGAAACCGUAGUAGUUUAAUUUAAAGCGUUAUUGAGUCGCUGUUAUUGGAAUUAACGGUUUAAAAACAUAGGGAAACUCUGCGUUACAGAUCUUCCAAAAAAAGCGUCAGGGGGUUGAUUAUGCGACGAUGCUCUGGACCAGAAUGCGUCCGGUGCAUUGAUGUGUCGAUUCGUCUGGAGACGCUCGUGCUAUCGGACGAUUAUUUCUAGAGUUCUCUAAAACGAAACACCAAUGAUUCUAUUGUCUACUACUUAUUGAAGUACAAAGUGAGACCAUGCGUUAUUUUCCCCCGCAGUGUACAACGGCACAAAGGGAUAUUUCUAAUUACUAGUGAUUAGAAAGAUAAAUUGCGAUCGGCCCCGGCAGAAGCCUCGAUUCUUCCAUUCGAAAACAAUGGCUACGAAUGCGAAAGAUAUAUGCAUUGCGUAAAUAUAGUAGCUUAAUUGCAGCAAUAUAGAGGUAUCUGUAUUGAAUUCGUUCAUGCGUUUGUAGGUAGUAUACAUAUAACAUACAACAUACAGAUGGUAUCUUCAGUUGAUCGGACAUUUAACGGAUAAUGCGAUGAAAUCAUCGUGAUUUGUUCGCAUUUAAAUAACAUUUGACAUUAAGAAUCUUUUGGUUUCGCGCGCACGUCUAAUUUUUGAUUAGAUCAUUUCAAUCGUUUCGUAAAGCAAAAUUUAGAAGUUUCGAACCCCGUCUCAUGAACGACCUAACACUUAUAAAAAUUCUGUAUUCAGAAUGUUUCGUAAAGUAUCCGAUAUACAGGAAACUAUUGUGUCAAUCCAAGAUGAGCUAAUAUUGUUGUUCCAUAUUUAUUAGGUUGUGUAACAAGUCCGGUCGCGCUUUCUUAUAAGAAAAUAUGAUACCGCGCAGUCGUCGAUGCGAACGGAUUUAUUAUACAAUUUCAGCCUAAUCUACCCUGUCUUAAAGUAGACACUUCCAACUUUCAUUUAAGCUAAGUUGCAUAGAAAUCGCCCCAUAAGAACAUAUUUUAAAAUUCAUCUGUACUAUCGCUUUGAAUUCGUGUAAUUUUCCUUAUUUUUCUUAUGUGUCAGAGAUCCGCGAACGGACGUAUUGCACAACCUAAUACACAGUUUGAACUUAAAAAUUUACGAUUGAUACCGAAUGUAAACACUUUAAGUUACCUGAAGACGUAGAACCCCAAUUUCGAAUACUAAUUUCCUGAAUAUAUCGUAUGUUACGAAACACUCUAUACAUAAAUAUUUGAUAAACUAUAUUAAUAUUCGUAUAGGACAUCAUGUUUCAAAGAGUUCUAAUGAUUUUACGAUAAUGAAAUUGUUUCCGACAGUUCAACUAAAGGAAUAUAUGUUACUAUUAGGAAAGAUAAUUCAAUAGAUUCGAGUGUCCAUGUAAAAUGUUGAUUUAAGAUGUACAGUCUCCUAAAUGCUUGUACUUAGAUAUUUUUUAAGCACCACGAGUCGACUUGCGCUGCGAAUAAAGCGUUGUUAAUCUAGUUAAAUGUUUAAGUGUUAUAUCUAUUUUAUGCGGUAAUUGCAAAAUAUAAAACGACAGAUAUCUUGAACAGAGA